AUGAUAAUAAUAUCAUAUAAUAGACAUUUAAUUCUAAAUUUUUAUAUGAUUAUCAUCUCAUUGAUAUUGUUCACAUUGACUAAUCUACAUAUAACACUAUCAUUGACAUUAGAAUAUCGUAUACAGAAUGGUUAUUUAGCGAAACCGGGUGAAUUUCCAAUGAUUGUAUUAUUACUGGGUGAAACACAUCUAUGUACUGGAACAAUUAUAUCCAGAGAUAAAAUAAUAACCGCUGGACAUUGUGCAUGUGGUGAUUCAACCUAUAAAGUUUACGCAAAUAUAACUAAUUUAAACGGUCGAUAUUCGCAUUUUGUACAAUAUCGGGAAGCUUUACAUGCUGCUUAUCCUAUUGCUUAUCAAAAACAAUGUAAUGAUCUUAACGCUGGUUUAACUGAUACACAAGAACAACUUGGUGGUUCACCGGAUAUAUCAAUUUUUACCAUUGACAAACCAUUCAACCUAAUUAAUGGAUAUAUCGAGAUAGGAGAAUUAGAAUAUGAUAAACCAAUAUCAUCAGGAGAAAGUGUAGAUGUUUUUGUAGUGGGAUAUGGUGAAGACAGUACAAAAAAAGCAACAGGUCAAUUACGUUUUGGUAUUAUAAAACUUUCCGAUUGUCCAAAAGAUAUUAAAAUUCCAACUGAUAGAGCUCUUUGCUCUAAUAUGAAUACAAAUAAUCAAGGACCUGAUAUUGGAGAUAGUGGAGGUCCAGUGUUCGAUAAUAAUGGACGAGUGAUUGGUAUCACUUCAAUAGCUGGAAAUGGUUGGUAUGUAUUCUCUAGUAUUGCUACACAUAAACAAUUUAUCAAAAUCAAUUGA
Heterobilharzia americana is the source of this 816-nucleotide messenger RNA. NCBI's taxonomy places the organism in Eukaryota, Metazoa, Platyhelminthes, Trematoda, Strigeidida, Schistosomatidae. The record is from the annotation of a GenBank genome assembly.